CGCAUGCGCGCUACGUGCACUUCCUAUUGUCAGUGUUUGUAGUAUUUGUACACAUCCAUGUCGCUUGAAAUUACUGUAUUUUUUGCCUCUGCUCACAUCUCGUUACUUCAUGCUUACUUUCCUUUUCUCCGCCGUUUUUUGCGCCACAUACCUGUCUCCGAUCAUCAGUCAUGUUAAAGGCAGAGAUUUUACUGAGCAGGAAAUGUCCCAUUACAGGGACAGAAUAAAGUCCAUGUUUUAUCAUGCAUACAACAGCUACUUGGAGAACGCGUAUCCUUAUGAUGAGCUGAGGCCGCUGACCUGUGAUGGGCAGGACACAUGGGGCAGUUUCUCCCUCACACUCAUUGAUGCUCUGGACACACUGCUGAUAUUGGGAAACCACACAGAGUUCCAGCGUGUGGCCGCUCUGCUCCAGGACACGGUUGAUUUCGACAUUGAUGUAAAUGCAUCUGUGUUUGAGACCAAUAUACGAGUGGUCGGUGGGCUCCUCUCGGCUCAUCUGCUCUCCAAGCGUGCCGGGAUGGAGGUGGAGGAGGGCUGGCCCUGCUCCGGACCCCUCCUGCGCAUGGCAGAGGACGCUGCCCGCAAACUCCUGCCUGCUUUCCAGACACCCACAGGGAUGCCAUAUGGCACAGUGAACCUGCUGAGGGGGGUGAACCCCACCGAGACCCCAGUCACCUGCACUGCUGGAGUGGGCACCUUCAUCCUGGAGUUCUCCACCCUCAGCCGACUGACUGGAGACCCCGUGUUUGAGAACGUGGCUCGCAAAGCUCUCAGGGCCUUAUGGAGAACACGCUCAGAUAUUGGCCUGGUGGGCAACCAUAUAGAUGUCAUAACCUCUAAGUGGGUGGCUCAGGACACAGGGAUCGGGGCGGGAGUGGAUUCAUACUUUGAGUAUCUGGUAAAGGGGGCCAUUAUGCUGCAAGACGAGGAGCUGCUGACAAUGUUUAAAGAAUUUGAUAAGUCCAUAAAGAACUACACUAAGUUUGAUGAUUGGUAUCUGUGGGUGCAGAUGCAUAAGGGAACAGUAUCAAUGCCUGUGUUUCAGUCUCUGGAGGCGUUCUGGCCUGGACUGCAGAGUAUGAUAGGUGAUAUUUCCAGUGCCACAAAGACCUUUCAUAACUACUACAGCGUGUGGCGGCAGUUUGGAGGACUACCAGAGUUCUACAGCAUUCCUCAAGGUUACACAGUGGACAAACGAGAGGGAUAUCCUUUGCGCCCAGAGUUGAUUGAAAGUGCCAUGCAUCUGUAUAAGGCCACCGGUGACCCCACAUUCAUACAGCUUGGCCGGGAUGCAGUCGAGUCAAUUGACAAAAUCAGCCGGGUCAACUGUGGCUUUGCUACUGUGAAGGAUGUAAGGGACCACAAGUUGGACAACCGCAUGGAGUCCUUCUUCUUGGCCGAGACCAUUAAAUACCUCUACCUCCUCUUCGAUCCUGAAAACUUUCUCCAUAACACGGGCACAGAGUUCGAGCUGGGCGGCCUGCAGGGUGACUGCAUACUCAGCGCGGGCGGCUACGUGUUUAACACGGAGGCUCAUCCGCUCGACCCCGCCGCGCUCCACUGCUGCAGCCGAUAUCAGGACGAGCGCAGGGAACUACGGGACAUACUCCUCAGCUUCUCAGAACCACUCAGGCCUCCAACGGACCAAUCAGAGGAGACGCCCGGCGCCGGCGGCUCACAAGAGAGCAUUGCACUGAAGCCGGGAGAGAGGAGAAAAGCCCGGGUGCUCUCCUGUCCCACACAACCCUUCAGUGCCAAACUGGCUGUCAUGGGUCAAGUCUUCUCUGACAACUCUUGAACGGACUUUCUCGCUGUCAAAAGUGUGUAAAGAUGUAGAUUAUGUUUGUAAUUUAACUUUGGAGAGAUUAAAUGUUUUUCUAAAUA
Messenger RNA from Labeo rohita (rohu), 1887 nucleotides. It is a transcript of the gene edem2, whose product is annotated as ER degradation enhancer, mannosidase alpha-like 2. The record is from RefSeq and is a predicted model, not a curated record. Gene Ontology annotation, cellular component: membrane; endoplasmic reticulum. Gene Ontology annotation, biological process: carbohydrate metabolic process; mannose trimming involved in glycoprotein ERAD pathway; endoplasmic reticulum mannose trimming. Gene Ontology annotation, molecular function: calcium ion binding; mannosyl-oligosaccharide 1,2-alpha-mannosidase activity. Lineage: Eukaryota; Metazoa; Chordata; Actinopteri; Cypriniformes; Cyprinidae.